AUGUGUAAUCACAAGGAGAUCGAUGUUCCACCAACCGUCCCUGCGACAGGCACCUUCAGAGUGCAAGCAUUAGCACCAGACACUGCCGCCAAGGCUUCUGAGAUUCUUCAAGAUAACCAUGACAACUAUCAUAUUUACAUCCAUGAUCUGGGACUGCACAACUUCCAAGAUCCGGCAAAAUUCAAAGAGUGCCUGGGACAAGGCAUAUACUAUGACGACUAUUUCGCAUAUUUCCAGAAUGAAAUUGGCAAACAUGGCGUACCGAACACUGUCAACAAGUUCCACUCCGGGGGUGAUGAAAUGGCAGAGGACAUGCUGCGUCGAUUCUUCAGUGGAUUUCUCCUCUCGCCGAUCCAUUUUGGAUAUGCCAUUGAGUUGGACCAGCCGCUUAUCGUGGCCGAAGCAUUGGCCCUAACAGCUGUUCAUGAUUCCCACUUUGGUGAAGUCUUGACGGAAAUUGAGGCUGCUGCCAAAACAUCGGAUGGAGCCGAGAGCCUUAUCAAUCUGCAGCAGGAAAUAUACAGUAAUCAGAAACUUCGAGAGACAAUGAAGUUCGACCAUGGCGUAUUCCAGGUCAGGUAUGGACAGGUAGCACACGCGAAGGACGAUUUUAUGCAAGUGAUGGUUCGCUGGAAAGUGAAGCCUGAAGACUUGCAGGAGAAGACUGCUAAAUGCCUCAAUUAUACCGUUUACUGGACAUCGCUCGCAGAGCGGGCCGAAAAGCAGAUUCGAUUCGACUUUUUCCUGAUGCAUUCAGUCACAUCUGGCUCUCUCUGGCCCGUGAUCAAUAGUGCCCCAUGGAUUUCUACAAAGACGAAAUGCCGACUGAUGGAAUGGAAAGGUCGAGCGGAUCUGAUUUUAUAUAAUCAAACUGGACCGCCUUGCCCAAAGUCUGAAGAGCUAGUCGCCUACCAGCCACAAAUCCCAUCCGGAAGGGAUGAGGUGUUCCAGCGAGCCUGCGAGUAUGAAGAUGACGGUCAUUUAGCUAAACUGAUCAGAGGGAUCGCCACAACUGCGCAAGUGAGCAAAGAAUAUCCCCAAAAAGCAAGCUUCAUGCUCAAAAGUGACGAAGAGUUUCUCAAAAUUGCCCAUAUGAGUGAGCUAUCCCUAGUUUCCAUGCACCGGUCCCUUCUGCUAACCCUCUAUCCUCCAGUCAUCGACUCCGCCGAACAAUUCAACCAAGACUCAGCAGAUCGAGAGAGGGAGAUAAUUUGCAAGAAAUACAGUCAUGCGGGCGAGAUGUCAAUCGAAAUUCAACGGGUGAGCGCGCGUUGGUCUCGACAUGUGGGGUUUGAGCAGUCUUGGUUCCAUGUUCCCUCCAGGAAGUCGAACGGAUCGUCGCAUCUUUGA
Penicillium subrubescens is the source of this 1350-nucleotide messenger RNA. RefSeq names its product questin oxidase family protein. The transcript has 4 exons. Gene Ontology annotation, molecular function: oxidoreductase activity. Bases 1 to 1350 code for a protein of 449 amino acids. NCBI's taxonomy places the organism in Eukaryota, Fungi, Ascomycota, Eurotiomycetes, Eurotiales, Aspergillaceae. The record is from RefSeq and is a predicted model, not a curated record.